AUGACUUUGUCUCCAACUUCUACUCACGAAGACACCCUUUUAAUGUCUUCUACUGACAAAGAAACCCUAGAAAAUCAUCCGGCCUUCAUUGGCUGCAGCCGUCUCAUCAUUUUGGUCCCUUUUGUUCUGAUUCUUACAUACAUUAUUCUAUCAAUGGACGUUGUUCCCGAUUCUCCAUCCUUCGAUGUCGAAUCCGAGGGUUCACUCAACUCACUAACUGUCAACGGCACCCAACUCACAGCCGAGUUUAACAUUUCGGUCUCCGGAUAUAACUUCAAAUCGUAUUCCCGUGUGUAUUACGAUGAUGUCUCUGCGGAGAUCUUUUACAGAGGUGAAGGUGUCGUUCUAACCAAAUCAUCUCUUCCAUCUUUCACCACCGAUGGAAAGAGUGAGAGUGUGAUUCAUUUGACGCUUUCCGUGAAUAAGUCUGAUGAUUUCGGUGGCGCUGCGACUGGUAUUGCUCGGAGCCGCAAAGAUGGAACGGUGGAAUUUGGGCUAAUUGUGAAGUCUUUGUUUAAGUACAAAAACAGGUGGGCUCAGUCCGACUGGAGGCCUAUGAAGGUUGUUUGCAACCCACUCAAGUUUGCAGUUUCUCCAAAUGACAACAACACAACAAACCCUGGGAUUUUAUUGGAAGGUUUAAGAUGCAGCAGCACUUAG
Medicago truncatula (barrel medic) is the source of this 660-nucleotide messenger RNA. RefSeq names its product NDR1/HIN1-like protein 26. The transcript has a single exon. NCBI's taxonomy places the organism in Eukaryota, Viridiplantae, Streptophyta, Magnoliopsida, Fabales, Fabaceae. The record is from RefSeq and is a predicted model, not a curated record. Gene Ontology annotation, cellular component: plasmodesma; plasma membrane. Gene Ontology annotation, biological process: defense response to other organism. The coding region runs from base 1 to 660 and encodes 219 amino acids.